Morone saxatilis (striped sea-bass) is the source of this 2488-nucleotide messenger RNA. RefSeq names its product tetratricopeptide repeat protein 39A. Lineage: Eukaryota; Metazoa; Chordata; Actinopteri; Moronidae. The record is from RefSeq and is a predicted model, not a curated record. Gene Ontology annotation, molecular function: protein binding.
UUAAAGUCUCCAUGCCACCCUCUGGACACCCCAUGAUCAUUUCUUUAGAUCCGCCCCUGAAUUGUGUCCGGACGAGCACGAGGGCUGCGGGGCUGCUCGCACCUGACCCUGUGAUUAACACUGUGUAAAGUGUGCGUGGCAGUGAUGUCAGAGAGGAGGAGUCAGGUGCGCCUCCGCCGCGCUCCGUCAGACUGCUGGAUCCUCAGGUGAACGCAUGCCAUUACCUCGGAGCACUUUAUGUGGAUUUAACCAACAGGAAGAACUUUGUAGACUGACGCCAACUCCUGCGCUACUGCCUGGUCCCACGGUCCCACGGUCCCAGCGGUGAAUGCGUCGUGACUUUUGCGCGUACUGCUGAGCUCUAACAGGUGUUGGGGCACGCCGAACAUGUCCAAUGGGAAAGGCGCAAAUGCUGCACAACACUCCUCACAGAUGACCCUGAAGGAGUGUCUGGAUGAGUGUAUGGAGGCCUUGGAUCUCUUCCUUAACAACCACUUCAGCGAGAGCCUGGAGAGGCUGCGGCCAAGAGUGAAUGAGAGUAUGUACCAUGCUCUUAUCUAUGCCACGGUGCUGGAAAUGCAGGCCAUGAUGACUUUCCAGCACGAUGACAUCAGCAACGCAGGAAAUACCAUGAAGAGUGCCCAGGAAGUCUGCCAGAGGUUUCGACGGAAAUCCGCAAGUUUGUCUAACAAGUCAGUAGGGGAAUCACUCACUGAAGUGCAGCUUCAUGCUGAAGUGUGUUAUGCAGAGUGCCAACUCCAAAGAGCUGCUCUUACCUUCCUACAGGAUGAGAACAUGGUGAGUUUUAUCAAAGGAGGGAUCAAAGUACGAAACAGUUACCUGAUUUACAAAGACCUGCAUUCCCUCAUAAAAUCUCACAACUGUCUCAAGGGACCCAGCCACGUUCACUUAGAGGGAGGAGUAUCAUUUGGAAUAGGGGCAUUUAAUCUGACACUGUCUCUAUUUCCUCCACGGAUACUCAAAGUUUUGGAGUUUGCAGGCUUCUCCGGAGACAAGGAAUACGGUCUGUCCCUGCUGCGCGAUGGUGCAACAGGGAUGAAUCUGCGCUCCAUGCUGUGCGCUCUGCUGCUGCUCUGCUACUAUACCUUUCUCACGUUCAUACUAGGGACAGGUGAGGGAGAGGUGGCUGAGGCUGAAAGUCUGCUGAAACCUUUCCUGCUCCGCUACCCACGGGGAGCAAUAUUCCUCUUCUUUGCAGGCAGGACUGAGGAGAUCAAGGGGAACAUUGAUGAGGAAAUGAUGUACAUGUGGAACGGUUUCAGUAUGAUCAGCAAAAGACCCGAGCUGACUGAAGGCAUGAUGCAGACUUUGGUGGAUGCAGAGCGCACCCUACUGGAGUCUCCUGAAAAUGAGUAUUCAGUGGAUGACCGCUGUUUGAUCCACCUGCUGAAGGGUCUGUGUUUCAAGAACCAGGGUAUCCUCCUGGCCGCUGAGGAAUGCUUCAACAAAGUGUUUUCCAGUGAAAAGAAGAUCCGGUUUGACCACUACCUGGUGCCCAACUCUCUGGUGGAGCUCAGUCUGCUCUACGUAGAUCAAGGCAGGAGGGACGAGGCAAUUAAAAUACUGCACAAGGCCAAACACAACUACAAAGACUACUCGAUGGAGUCUCGUACACAGUUCAGGGUGCAUGCUGCUUUGGCCAAACUCAAGGCAGACCCCAGCGAAGAAGACGACACUCAUCUGUAGGACAUCUCUUCAGGACUGGAGAGGCUCUUCACACUGGACUGUGCCUCAUAUUGGAUGCUUUAGCCUUUUUAACCUAUAUCCAUUUUCAACACAUGAAUACUGGAUGUUUUAUCACUGUGUUCAGGUAUACCUUCUCAGGCAUUGUGUCACAGUAUGCACCAACAUACCACUGGACAAAAGUAUAACCUGUUAUAAUUACAAGAGCCCGUCCUUGCGAGACUAUCUUCCAAAAGCAUAAGAGUUUGACAUUUGGAACUGAGGGACACUUAUUUUAUUAAUGGACAAUGUUUUUAUUGUUUACAUUUGAAAAUUAAACACUUGAUUUUAAUGAAAAAUGUAUUGAAAGCCACUUUAAAUAUCUAAUGUAGGAAAUGUUAUGUCUUAAUGAAAUGUAUAUUGACUUUAUUAAUUAAUUGAAAGGGCUCUGCGUGAUUAUUAUACUAAGUAACUUCAGCAUAAUGAUGUGGAAUGACAACGUGGAUCAGAUCCUAUGGAAUUUCAGUCAGUGGCAAAAAACACUUGAUAUAAAAGCUUAUUCAGACAAUGGUUAACUGGCUUGAAGAAAUGUACGAGCCACAGUCAGCAGCCAGUACUCUGUACACAUACAUCAUACAUUGACCCAUUCUGUAUGGGCUGCACAUGAGCAUGGCAAAGCUAAAGCAUGAGGUAAAACAACAGUUUACUGCUGUUCCAAACCCACUUUUACCAUCUUUGUGUUUAAAUCAAUUCUGGAAAAAUAUUUUUGCAUAAAUAAAUUCUACAUGCGUUUUUUGACACCAAA